GUUGAAACGGUUCCCCUGACAGCAGUGAAGACGGGAUUGCAGAAAGGUGCCAGCGAGAUUUCAGAUUCUUGUAAACCUUUAAAGAAAAGAAGUCGUGCCUCAACUGACGUAGAACUGACCAGCUCAGCUUACAGAGAUACAUCUGACUCUGAUUCAAGAGGACUGAACGAUUUACAGGGUAGUUUUGGAAAGCGUUCAGACAGCCCGUCAGCUGCGGCCGAUGCCGAUGCCUCUGACGUGCAGUCAGUAGACUCCAGCUUAUCCAGGAGAGGAACUGGAACAAGCAAAAAAGACACUGUUUGUCAGAUCUGUGAGAGCUCUGGCGAGUCUCUGGUGUCCUGUGAGGGCGAGUGUUGCAGCUUCUUCCACAUGGAGUGCCUCGGCCUGAAGGCGAUGCCCGAGGAGAAGUUCAUCUGCGCCGAGUGUAAAAGCGGAGAACACACGUGCUUUUCGUGCAAGCUUCCUGGCACAGACGUGAAGCGCUGCUCUGUCAGCACAUGCGGUAAAUUCUACCACGAGGCCUGCGUGCGCAAGUUUGCCACCGCUCUGUUCGAGUCGCGGGGCUUCCGCUGCCCGCAGCACUGCUGCAGCGCCUGCGCCAUGGACAAGGACAUCCAUAAAGCAAGCAAAG
This is a messenger RNA of Apaloderma vittatum (bar-tailed trogon), 631 nucleotides long. Its product is annotated as histone-lysine N-methyltransferase NSD3-like. The transcript has 5 exons. Gene Ontology annotation, biological process: regulation of DNA-templated transcription. Gene Ontology annotation, molecular function: histone H3K36 methyltransferase activity. The record is from RefSeq and is a predicted model, not a curated record. The annotation marks the transcript as partial. Lineage: Eukaryota; Metazoa; Chordata; Aves; Trogoniformes; Trogonidae. Gene Ontology annotation, cellular component: chromatin; nucleus.